Messenger RNA from Penaeus vannamei (Pacific white shrimp), 1337 nucleotides. The record is from RefSeq and is a predicted model, not a curated record. Lineage: Eukaryota; Metazoa; Arthropoda; Malacostraca; Decapoda; Penaeidae.
CUUUGUCGAUCCCGAGAGAUCCUCACAAGCAACAUUAAGCGUUUGUGGCGAGACUGAGGAAAGACGCCAGGUAACCGACAAGAAUUCUACAAACAAUACAUGACUCGGUCUCUGUUUCUCCACCAAUACAAGCCGGAAGUAGUGUCCACCACAAGUUCUUCGUCGAGGCCGGGAAACGGUACCUUUCAGCGUCCGAUAAAAAGGAAUGGCGAUCACAACUCCCGCCAACAACGACUUGGUAGACCCUGACGAUCCCAGUGACCCGCAGCUUGGCCCGUCUGGAGUUGAAGCUUAAGAUAAGAAAAACCAUGUUAGGCGAGGAGGAGGAUCAGGAAGCACCGAUGUUGGUAGGAGAAAGUGACGAUGAUGAGGAGGCACCAGAUCUAGUUGAAGUGGGGAAUGCCGUAAGGGUGCCAGUGACCAUCCUCACAGGGUACCUUGGGGCAGGCAAAACCACCCUUCUCAACUACAUCCUCACGCAGGAACACAACAAGAAGAUUGCCGUCAUCCUCAAUGAAUUUGGAGAAGGCAGUUCAAUGGAGAAAAGCUUAAACAUCAGCCAAGAUGGAGACUUGUUUGAGGAGUGGCUUGAACUGCGCAAUGGAUGUCUCUGCUGCUCGGUGAAGUAUCAUAACCGUUUUGGACUCCAAAUACGCGCAAAAGAAUAUCACGGAGAAAAAACCGGAGAGCGUGGUCAACGAGGCUGUAAGACAGGUGGCGUUGGCGGACUUGCUUAUCCUGAACAAAAUAGACCUCGUGGACGCGGCGCAGAAACAGGUGGUGACACAGCUGGUUAGAACCAUCAACAGCUCGGCCGAAGUGAUCCAGACGGAACGAUGCAGAGUCGACCUGGACAAGAUCCUGGACCUGCAUGCGUAUGACUCCUUCACUGCAGAUUCCUACGAGCGCACUCUACACAGCCGCUUCGUCGAGGACCUGCCACAUCUCGACCAGAAAGUCCGAACAGUGACGGUAGAGGUAGAGGGCAGCAUGACUGAGGACGCAGUGGACAACCUGGUGGAGGCGUUGCUGUGGGAGCGAACGGUUACCUCCUCCACAGGCAGCCAAGUCAACAUCUACAGAAUGAAGGGCAUACUGUCCGUAGUGGGAGAGAAAACCCCAGUGAUGCUGCAAGCCGUCCAGGAGCUGUAUGAGACAGAGCCAGCUGGGUCGUGGCCAGAUGGCUGUACGCGCUCCUGUAAAUUAGUUUUGAUAGGAGAAAACCUGGAGGAGGAGAGAAUACGUAACUACCUCAAGUCGUUAGUUGCGACAACUCCGGCAUUGCUGUGACUUAGUGUGUUGUAAAGACCAAUAAACAAGUAUUGAAAUCUGAAGUA